This is a messenger RNA of Microdochium trichocladiopsis, 1040 nucleotides long. RefSeq lists its product as uncharacterized. Lineage: Eukaryota; Fungi; Ascomycota; Sordariomycetes; Xylariales; Microdochiaceae. The coding region runs from base 131 to 931 and encodes 266 amino acids. The record is from RefSeq and is a predicted model, not a curated record. The transcript has a single exon.
GUCGGAGCACUCUCGACAACCAACCAACAGCAGCAACAAACAUCACGGAUCACCGCAACUGACGCCUCGGCACGUCCGCAAGACCACAACCCACUGCACAACCCACUGCGCAGCGCCUAGACCUGCGACCAUGGAUCACCACGUCCGAGGCUCGUCGCCCAUCAAGCAGGCCCCUGCUGCCGACUCCCCCGAGCAGCUCCUCGACGCCUUCAAGGCGGCUGCCCUCUCCGUCACAAAGCUCUACAAGACGUCAGCUGCCGCCCAGUCCAAGGCCCGCGCCGAUGGCUACCAGGACUGCCUUGACGACCUCCUCGCCUUCCUCGACCGCCGCAACCUCGGCGUCAGCGACGGCGAGGGUUGGCAGAUCAGGAAAUGGGCGACCGAGAGGCUCGAGGGCCGCGACGGCAACUCCCACGGUACCGAGAGCGAGGACGAGUCAGAACGGCCUGAGCCCAUCUCCUCACCCGAGAUUCAACGAGCCCAGAGCACAACACACCUUCCGCCUCCUGCAAUCCCCACAGACUCGGCACCGUCAACAUCACAAGCGCCGCCAAACCACCACGAGCCCGUCAUCGUCCCAUCCCAAGACAACUUCACCUUCCAGUCCGCCCAUCCUUACCCAUCAGAGUCGUAUCUGAACAUUGCCAACCUCGACCUCUCCGACUCGUCAAAGUCGGCCGAUAACAACAACAGCACAUCCCUGGCGGCCGGGCUCACAAUACCAUCGCUGUCUCACGGCGACGCGCGAGGACGGCGGGACAGGCGGCCUCCUAGGGCUCGAAAUGGCGGCAACACUGCCAGCAACAACCUCGGCAGGGGCGCUGGCACAAAACGCACCAUCAACCUUGCCGAGCUAUUCGACGUCGGCAGCAUAGCGAGCUUCGGCAAGGAUCCCUUUGGGCGAGACGGCAAGCGGACACGUCACACGUAAUACCAUACGACCACGUAUUUUUGUGACAAGACUCUUCCAUUCAGCCAACCAGCGUCGCUGCAUCACAACAAAUCUAGCAUUUACAGUCCGCACAGGGAGGGCGGCGAAC